Molecule: messenger RNA, 2695 nt
Organism: Paramisgurnus dabryanus
Lineage: Eukaryota; Metazoa; Chordata; Actinopteri; Cypriniformes; Cobitidae
Source: RefSeq, a predicted model, not a curated record
UGAUUAGGUAAACAAGGAAGUCUGUUCAGUCUAAAAAUAAUCGGGAUACGCAUAGUCAAGGAUUGUUUAUAAAUGUCUUACUUGAUGUUUAUAAUACUGUAUAUAUAACAAGGACAGCAGUAAUCAAAAAGAAAGCGUAUAGAGACGUUGUCAUUCACACUGAUUUAAAGUUGCGCACGAAGCUAAAACCAUGUGCUAAAGUUCAAUGGCUUCAGACAAAGUCACAUUUGUGAUCGUAGGAGGAGGAAUCGCAGGAGUAACAUGUGCAGAACAGCUCGCAUCGCAGUUCCCAUCUGAAGGGAUUUAUCUUCUGACAGCCUCUCCCUUAGUAAAGACGAUUACAAAUUUCAAACAGGUUUCAAAGACCUUGGAGGAAUUCAAUGUAGAGGAACAGCCAUCCAGUGUUUUAGAGGAAAAAUAUCCCAAUCUUAAAGUCGUACAGUCUGCAGUACAACUGCUGCAAGUAAAGGAACAUCAAUUGCAAACAGACAAUGGACAGACUUUUCACUAUAAGAAGUUGUGUCUCUGCAGCGGGGCCAGACCCAAGCUUCUAACCCAGGACAACCCACACGUUCUGGGCAUACGAGAUACAGACAGUGCUCAGGAAUUUCAAAAGCGUUUAUCAAAGGCUAAGAGGAUAGUGGUUGUUGGAAAUGGAGGGAUUGCCUUAGAAUUGGUAUAUGAAGUAGAGGGUUGCGAGGUGAUUUGGGCGAUAAAGGAUAAAGCCAUAGGAAACACAUUCUUUGAUGCAGGAGCUGCUCAGUUUCUCAUUCCAUCACUGGAAGCUGAAAAGAAAGACAGAUCAUUGGCCUGCAAGAGAGCACGUUACACUACGGAAAAGACUGGAGGUAUGAGUUCACCAAAAACUGGCCAGAGUGGGGUUUUAGGAGAGCUUGGCAGUGCCCUGGGUCCGGACUGGCAUGAAGGGAUUGAAUUGAGAGGAGCAGAGAAGAGUUCCAGUGGGAUUCAUAUUGAAUACGAGUGUGAAGUUAAGAAGAUUUACACACAGCAAGAAUUUCUUCUGUCUGAUCUCAACACAGAGAAAUCUGAAUUAGGCAUGUGGCCAGUUUAUGUUCAGCUAACCAAUGGGAAGACUUACGGCUGUGAUUUCAUUGUCAGCGCAACAGGCGUGGUGCCAAACACUGAUCCAUUUCUUCAUGGCAACAAUUUUGAGCUUGCAGCAGAUCAUGGACUCAUAGUAGACGAUCACAUGCAGACAUCAGAGCAGGAUGUGUACGCAGCAGGAGAUGUGUGUACCGUAGGCUGGAAGCCCAGUGCACUUUGGCAACAGAUGCGCUUGUGGACUCAGGCGCGUCAGAUGGGCUGGUACGCAGCACGUUGUAUGGCAGCAGCAGUGCUAGAGGAGUCUAUAGAGCUGGACUUUUGCUUUGAGCUUUACUCACACAUCACCAAGUUCUUUAACUACAAGGUGGUUUUGCUGGGAAAGUUUAAUGCACAGGGAUUGGGUCAGGACCAUGAGCUUCUUCUUCGUUGUACUAAAGGUCAGGAGUAUGUGAAGGUGGUUCUGUCUGGAGGCCGAAUGGUUGGGGCCGUCCUUAUUGGAGAGACUGAUCUAGAAGAAACCUUUGAGAACCUCAUUCUCAACCAAAUGGACUUGUCCCGAUAUGGCGAACAUCUGCUUGACCCUAAUAUUGACAUUGAAGACUACUUUGACUGAAUAUUUGUUGCCUGCUUAUCACAGAGAGAUGAUUAAGAUAUACCUUAAAAUAAUAAAUGUCUUAUUUAAACACUUACCCCAUAUUUUAUUAUUUAGCCACAGACUGCAACUUUAAGAAAGAUUUACCAAAAGAUAAAGCACACUAACAGGCAAAGUAAAAAACAAACAAAAAAUAUAUUUAUUUUUUAACUUUUUUUGUUUGUUUUUGUACUGUUAAUUUUUUUUAUUCUUAAUUUAGAUGUGUUCUGUUCUCACAUCCUGAGCCAACUCGUAAUUUUGUCAUCUAAAGUUCAUUACCAACAAAACAUCAGUUUUUGGGUUGGAUUACUAUGGAGCCCCUAAGGGGACAUGGAGCAAAAAUUAAAUAAAGUUUAGUUUCACGUGCACACACGAUAGUUUCAAGUGCGCACGCGAAAGUUUCACGUGAGUACGCAAACCUAAACUUAAUUUUAAAUUCUGCACAUGAAAGUUUUACGUGAGCACAUGAAACUAAACUUAACCUAUGGAAUAAAUAGGGCGCCAAACUUUAAAUGGUAUUCUUCAAAGACAACUUGGUGUCAAAUUACACUGGAUACUUUUGUAUUUAUGUUAUGUUAUAUUAUACGGUAUGUUUUAAAAACAUUUUAGCUUGUCCAAAACUCACUGUUGCUAUGUUACUUUCACCAAUAUCAUUAUCAGCGAUACUCAAGCACAUACUCAGGAUAGAUCUGAUUGGAAUCAAAGAUCACAAAAAUCCUUGGAUAACGAGUAUCGUCUACACAACUAUCAUAUGUGUAUUCAUUUUCAUCAUCAUCAGGUGUACAAUAAUCACGGCUUCCUGUUUUGUACUUCCCAACAAUAACUCGAGCAAGCAGCAUUAUUUUAGUGCCCUGAGUGUUGAUUUCACUAUAAUUGUCAGCAUAGGAUGCAUGUUUUGCAAAGUAUGUCCCUGAAAAGAAAGAAACAUAUAUGUAUUGGAUAUAUUCUGUUUAAAAUAGCAAUUAAUAAUAUAUCACAAUUAUAUCACAACAAACCAUU